AUGCCACCUCAAGAGAGCACACCCCUCCUCUCACAACCUGAGCUUAUAGAUGAGAACGAUGGAUUGAUGCCAAUAGGGAUUGCCGACACCUUUCACAACAACCAAAAGAAUGAUGCCAACGGCUGUUCUGAUAACAUCAACAUGCCUGCUCGCACUCCUCUGCCCACGAAGCAGUUGGUAGUUCUGAUGACCGUAAUCUUGUGUGAGCCAUUUCAGUUUACCAUUUUGUUUCCCUUUAUUGUGUUUAUGGUAGAAAGCUUUGGAGUUGCACCAGAUUCUGAGUCCCUUGGUUACUAUGUGGGAUUCAUCACCGCCGCAUUUGCGGGAGCACAAUGUUUAUCGGCACUGCCAUGGGGGACGUUGAGUGAUCGAAUAGGACGGCGGCCGGUGCUGCUCUUGGGACUAGCUGGAAAUGCUUGCGCGGUACUGACUUGA
Messenger RNA from Spizellomyces punctatus DAOM BR117, 435 nucleotides. RefSeq lists its product as uncharacterized. Gene Ontology annotation, biological process: transmembrane transport. The coding region runs from base 1 to 435 and encodes 144 amino acids. Gene Ontology annotation, molecular function: transmembrane transporter activity. The transcript has 2 exons. The record is from RefSeq and is a predicted model, not a curated record. Lineage: Eukaryota; Fungi; Chytridiomycota; Chytridiomycetes; Spizellomycetales; Spizellomycetaceae.